CCCUCCCCCGUUCCCGGCGCGGGCGGCGGGCGACAGGGACGUCGGCCGAGAAGCUCAGGAGGAGGCGCCUCGUCAGAUUGGAGGCGCCGGCGCAGCAGGCGGUGCCGCGGGGGUCGGCGCCGCGCCACGUCCUCGACCGCCCGCUGGGGCGGCGGAGGAGUAUGGCGGAGGAGAAGUUCCCCAACCUGGCGUCCCUGUUCGGCCAGGGCGGCCACGGGGAGCGCGGGCGCGAGCCCUCCGCGCCCUCGGCGGGCCGCGGGUACGGCGGGAGAGGCGGCGCCGAGGAGCGCGCGGGCUUGAUGAGCCAACAGGAUGCUCAUUGCGCCAGUGCCCUCGACGCCGCCGAGCUGCGUACCGCCGCCUCCGCGCCGGCGCUGGUGGGCCCAGCGCCGACGGCGCUCGGGGCCCGGUCGGGAGCCUCCGCGGGAGGCGCGCCGCCGGGCGACGAGCGGCACGCCAGCCCCCCGCGCGACGCCGAGCGGCCGCGCCCCGGUGCGCUCGCCGCUGCCGCGAGCCAGGGCGACGCCGCGCCCCUGCGCCCCGCGUCGACGUCCCUCGGCGCGUAG
Messenger RNA from Prorocentrum cordatum, 566 nucleotides. The record is from the annotation of a GenBank genome assembly. Lineage: Eukaryota; Dinophyceae; Prorocentrales; Prorocentraceae.